Messenger RNA from Oppia nitens, 2283 nucleotides. RefSeq names its product zinc finger MYND domain-containing protein 11-like. The record is from RefSeq and is a predicted model, not a curated record. Gene Ontology annotation, molecular function: transcription corepressor activity; protein binding. Lineage: Eukaryota; Metazoa; Arthropoda; Arachnida; Sarcoptiformes; Oppiidae. The transcript is spliced from 3 exons. The coding region runs from base 99 to 2270 and encodes 723 amino acids. Gene Ontology annotation, biological process: regulation of transcription elongation by RNA polymerase II.
AUAUGCGAAACAAUUGACUAAAUAUUAAUAAAAAUAAUUUGCAAAACAAUUGAUUGAUUGAAUGUAUUGUUUGAUUUGAUUGUCUAUUGUGUGUUGAAAUGUCAACCCCUUCGACAUCACACGCGCGUCAACAGCACGUGUUAGGUCAGCCCAAUGACCUGUUAAAGGUUAUUGUGGUGAUCAACAAUAUACUGGCCAACAACGAUGACUGGCCACAAGUGGUCAGCAAAUUAGAGUUAAAGAGAUGGUUCAUCAAUAAAGUAACGGAAGUGUUUGAUGGCACCGGAGAGAAGGCCAUCGAUGAAUGCAUAGACAUUGCCAUCGAUUAUGGAUUCAUUAAAACUCAAAUGAAUGAGUCGACCAAACAAUUCAGAUAUCUCACCCGAAGUCAUGAAGAGUUGAAGACAACACAUGACUGGUUUUGUUUUGAUUGCGAUAUAUUGGUCGACAAGAGGUCUUCACUAUUCUUGAAAUGUCUUCUUUGCUUUCGUGUAUUUCAUCGAAAAUGUGUCAAUUAUGACGACAGCGCUGACUAUAUCUGUCCAUUCUGUAAGCGCAUCGAAGAAUGGGAAGCCGACGGAUGUGUUGGCAAACAAAAGGUAUCUCAAGAUCGAGUAAAUCGAUUGAUUGGAUUUUUGUUGAGUUUUGUUAAGUCGAAAAUGAAAAACAAAGUGAAAAAACUUGAUCUUAAUGUCAAUAACAACAGCAAACUAAUUAUGUUUAAGAAAAUGGAUUUAACAGUUAUGGCAAACAAAGCAAAUGAUAAUAAAUACAAGAGUCUCUCUAAACUGGAAGACGACUUCUUUAUAUUUAUGCACAAUCUUCACAUAACUUCUAUUGACUUUGAAAACACAGACAUUUACACAAACUUUGCUGAUUUGAGAGUCUAUUUGGUUAAAGAGUUGGAACAAAUGCGAUACUGUGUUGACUGUUAUGAAAGAUCUAACGAUAAGGAAUUGAGAGAAACUGAUCCGUUAUGGUUUUGCAUACCAUGUGUUCCGCCACAUAAAGUAGUAUUUGUUAAAUCAAAGGGUUUUCCAUUCUCUCCGGCGAAAGUGAUUAACAUAAAUGAAGAAAAGAGGACAUUAUCCGUGCGAUACUUUGAUAAAGAGUACCGAAGAGCUGAUAACGUUAAAGAGUCACAAAUUGAGUUAACAACUAAUAAAGCCAUUAGAGAUCAAUUAGAAAAUAACAAAAAUAUGAAUAAAUCACUUGAAUUGCUUAAAAAGUACGAAGAAUUGCAUAAAAAUGUAUUAAUUACUCAAAAUAUUUUUACAACUAUUUCGAAACCUGAAGUAAAUGAGUUGUCAGGUAUUGAAGAUUCUAUUGAGUCGGUUGUCAAACAAAGUGGUCGAAAACGAGGCCGAAAACCAAAACCUAAAUUAAAUAAACCAACAGUUAAUAGAAAUUGUUUUAAUUCUGAAAAAAAUAUUUUACAGAAAAAAUUUAUUGAUUUCAGCGAUUCGUCCAAUUCGUUAAGUCCUAAACAAUCACAAGUUAUGCCUUCAAGUCAUACACCAACACAAGUCAACUGUAGUGAUAACUCUUUACUUCAAACACCUGUAACAUCUGAUAAGAGAAGAUCUGGAAGAAUAAUUACUAAAAAGAUAGAUAAAGAAAACAUUAAGAAUGAAGAGAAAACUAUUGAACAAACUAAUGGAUCAAAUGAACAAAUGGAAAAUAAUAUCAAUUCAGAAAUAGAAAAUAAAAUUGAUGUCAUUGAAGAAGAAGAAGAAGACAUGGAAAUUGAUGUUAUAACCAAUAAUGUCACUGAAAUAGUUGAUCCCAAACCAGCUAUUGAUGAGAUAGAAACAGUUGAUUCAUCCGAAAUGAUUGUCCAUAAUUUGACUGCAAUUAAUUUGAACAAUAAUAUGUCACCAAAUGAAAUAAAAACAGAUGUCCAAUCAAACAGUCAACAAAAUAACGACGAACGCAUCGAUAAACUGCUUACAGAUUUUGACAAUUCUGGCGAAGAAUUUAAGACAAAGAUGACGGAUAUAAUGUCAAUGACGGAGGGAUCAGAUGAACGCAUAGAUCCCAAGACAUUGAAAGAAAAACUGAUUGUUUUGAACUAUUAUUGGGACAAACAAUUAGAGUUGUCAAAGAAGGUAAUCAAUGAUCUCAAAAGUCAAUUGAUUGACUCAAAGACUCGCGACUGGUGUGUCGUUUGUCGAAAGGAAGCUCUUUAUUAUUGCUGUCACAGAAAGUAUUGUUCAAAAGAGUGUCAAACCAAGGAUUGGAUAAUUCAUUACAAAUAUUGCGAUAAUUGAAAAUUAAUUAACU